Messenger RNA from Wickerhamiella sorbophila, 630 nucleotides. RefSeq lists its product as hypothetical. The transcript has a single exon. Bases 1 to 630 code for a protein of 209 amino acids. The record is from RefSeq and is a predicted model, not a curated record. NCBI's taxonomy places the organism in Eukaryota, Fungi, Ascomycota, Dipodascomycetes, Dipodascales, Trichomonascaceae.
AUGGAUAACGAAAAAAUCGUGGUGGGAUCCGACGGCAAAAAAGUCGCCCAACGAAUACCAGGUUUUGUCGCAGCAGAAGUUUGGUAUAAAAGAAACGCAAUCAAUGAACUGAAAAGCAAUAAGGAGAAUGUUGAUUUGGAGUAUGCAGCUAAGCGCGAUCCAUACGCAAAUUACGAUUCGUCCAUGGUGAGUAAAUCGAGUCAUUCGCUCAAACGAAGAAACAUCAUGUCGAACUUAACAGCCGAUAAAAAGCCAAUCAUUGAUGAGUAUUCAAAAGUUGUAGCUGUCUCGUCUCAAAGAGAGCGGAGCGAUUUAGCGCACUAUUUGGAAGAUGUACCUAAGCUUGAGUUCGACAUUGAAGCUAGUACUGUUACUUCGCCAAUACAAAACUCUCACUCUAAACCUAUGAACCUCAAAACAAAUCAGGAAGCUAGUGGAAUGCCAGAGUCAGAGUUAAUUUGCAAACAAUCCAUGACACAGAGCUCGGUCCUUGCAGCGGCAGAUUACGGAGAGGAAGUCAAACAGAGGAACGGACACAAAGCUGUGUUCGGGUCAUUUUUCCAAAAUAACGAAUGGGGCUAUAAAUGCUGCAAGUCACUGACAUUUAAUUCCAAUUGCAGCGCAACCUGA